AUGGCCACCGAUUUAAAGUGUUAUUUAACCAUAUUUCUGGCUAUAGCGUUAUACUGUGAUGCGUACAAAAUACUCAUUUUUGCUUCAAUGCCAGGCAGAAGCCACAUGAUAUUAGGCAAUGGUAUAGCAAGAACUUUAUCGAAAGCCGGACAUGAGGUAACAAUUAUUACUUCGUUUCCUAAAGAUAAACCAGAUCCUAAUGUUAGAGAAAUCGAUGUUGGUGAUAGUACUCUCCACUUUCUAGAUGAAGAUGUAAAUGUGCACAAAAUAUUGGAUAAAGAACGUGGUUUCGAGGAUUUCACAUUUUUAUUCACAAUGUUUAAAGAAGUUUGUAUUAGGACACUGGAGAACCUAAAUAUGCAAAAUAUAUUAAACAAUCCGAAAGAAAAAUUUGAUGUAAUUAUUGCCGAAUGGAUGUUUAAUGAAUUAUAUGCUGGACUUCCAGCAAUAUUUGAAUGUCCUUUCAUAUGGUUCUCAACAGUUGAACCACACUGGAUGAUAUUAAAAAUUAUCGACGAGUUACCAAACACAGCGUACAACGCAGAUGUCGUUUCUAAUAACUUGCCACCUUUAACGUUUAUACAACGAGUAGAGGAAUUGUUUUACCAAAUUUUUGGUGUAUUAUAUCAAAACUUUGUGUUUUCUCCUACCGAAAACAAAGAUUAUGAACGAAUUAUCGCUCCAAUCGUUCGAAGAAGAGGAAAACCUGUGCCCUCAUUUGAGGAACUAAAAAACAAUAUUUCUUUAGUUCUUGGAAAUUCUCAUGUGUCAAUUGGGCAGGCAACUCGUUUACCACAAAGCUACAAGCCUAUUGCAGGAUAUCACAUUGAGAAGGAAGUUAAGCCUUUACCCCAGGAUCUUAAGAAAAUAAUAGAUAAUGCGAAAAAUGGCGUAAUAUAUUUUAGUAUGGGCUCGAACAUAAAAAGCAAGGAACUGCCGAUUGAGCUUAAAAGAAGUCUACUGAAAGUUUUUGGUGAAUUAAAGCAAACCGUAAUUUGGAAAUUUGAAGACAAUCUACCCGAUAGACCGAAGAAUGUGCAUAUAAUACAAUGGGCACCUCAGCAAAGUAUUUUAGCUCAUCCAAAUUGUGUAUUAUUCAUUACGCACGGAGGAUUCCUCUCUUCGACUGAGACGAUUCACUUCGGCGUACCUAUAAUUGGAAUACCAGUGUACGGUGAUCAGUUUAAUAAUAUUAACAGGGCUGUGGCAAAAGGUUACGCGAAAAGAGUGGACCUUACAUAUUCUUUAGCCGAUGACUUAAAAGUGGCAAUCGAUGACAUUCUCAGUGAUCCCAAAUAUAAGAAAAGAGUAAAAGAACUAUCAUUUAUAUACCACGAUAGACCAGUGUCCCCGGGAGAUGAGCUAGUGCACUGGGUGGAGCAUGUCAUACGCACGGGUGGCGCUUUACACCUCCGUUCCCCAGCGCUGGAUGUCACCUGGUACAAGAAGAUGUACCUAGAUUUAGUUGCUGUUAUAUUUAUUGUUUUUGCAAUAUUUAUAUUAUUUUACAAGUUGCUUAUAAAAAAAUGUAUGUCGAGUAAAUGUGACAUCGAAAAGAAAAGAAAAUAG
Parnassius mnemosyne (clouded apollo) is the source of this 1569-nucleotide messenger RNA. The record is from the annotation of a GenBank genome assembly. Lineage: Eukaryota; Metazoa; Arthropoda; Insecta; Lepidoptera; Papilionidae.